AUGAGUUUAACAACAGUGACACAAUCUGGUGAAAUUACUUCUCAAGUGAGUAUUAAAAACUGUACUGUUGACUGUCAAAAUGGGUCCAUGAACUUCGGUGUUGUAAAGGCAUCUUAUUCCUGCUGUGACACUGACCUUUGUAACUCCAAAGAUGCUCCAGAUCUCAGCUCCAUUGUCCCCAGUGGAAAGACAUGUUACUCUUGUGAUGGGCACAGCUGUUUAAACAUAAUGAACUGUUCAGGGAGUGAAGACCGCUGCAUUAAAGCAACAGGGAGUUUUGGAGGCCAGUCACUGGUUGUAAAAGGCUGUCUCUCUAAAUCUAUUUGUGAUGCCACAACAUCUGUAAGUGAUGUUCAGGACAUCUCAUGUUGUUCAGGGAACCUGUGUAACAGUGCUCAGAGCGUCACUCAGAGCUUCCUGUUCCUCUGCUGUUCUCUGCUCUCCUUCAUCCUGCUGCACUGAAUCCAGCAGAUCUACACAUUCAGACACACUGUACAGAACAGCCUUAUGUACAACUCAGUUUGUGUCAGAGUGUUGAUUUUUAGAUCUAAAAAAAUAAAUAGCAACUAAUUUUAAUAGUUUAGGCUCUAUUGUCAAUCUUAACAUUUAACAUUGAGAAAAAUACUAAAUCAACUAUUCAGGCAAAGUAGAAUCCUUGUAAAAAAAUUCAGAAUUCAAUUUAUUCUGUGACUUCUAUUCAGACCUAGGAAUAUAUAGAUGUUUAGCAGCCCAUGUUUUAUUUGAUGUUAUGUCAUAACAUUAACACUUUAUAUUCAAAUUACAUAAUUUCGCUCAGUUAGUUAUAGGUUUUAAUGAAUAGAAAAGAUAUCUGCAAUGUAUGUCUAACUCAUGGAGUGAAAAUAAAUAAUUAUAUUUAAUUAAAUUGGAAAGAUUGAAUUAAAACAUUCCCAUCAGAAACAUGCCUUCUGUUUCCAUUCUAGGAGGCAUCUUGCCACAAGGGUCUAACUUUA
Molecule: messenger RNA, 971 nt
Organism: Carassius carassius (crucian carp)
Lineage: Eukaryota; Metazoa; Chordata; Actinopteri; Cypriniformes; Cyprinidae
Product: urokinase plasminogen activator surface receptor-like
Exons: 4
Coding region: 1-462 (153 amino acids)
Source: RefSeq, a predicted model, not a curated record